AUGAGGGCCUCCGUCUCUUUUGCUUGCCUUCUGGCAACUUCGGUCUCUGCCACAAUCAACCCUGGCACUCUGGUCACCAUCUCUUCAGCAGUCGACGUCAACAGCCAGUCGGCGUGGUGGAAUCCCCUCGACGAGUUCAACGGCUACCAGUGGCUGACAUAUCUGCGAAAUCCUCUGGAGGGAUCGAAAACCAACCACAAUGUCAUGGUUGUUCGUCGUGCCCAGGCAAACGGUGCUAUUUCGCGAGACUGUCUGAAGACCUCGAGCGGAGAGUGCGCCGAGUUCCUCGAUGACAAUGGCCACAACACUCCUAGCAUUGCUGUUGAUGGAGACGGCUAUGUCCACGUCUUCACUAGCAUGCACAACGAGCCAUGGAACUACUUUCGCUCUUCCUCAGCCAACAGUGCAACCCUCAUGGAUCGCAGCUCAGAGAUGCCUGACCACACCCUUCGAGUCACGUAUCCCGUGGUGAAGCGUGAUGCUGAUGGUAACCUCUGGAUGAUUGUCAGAGGACAGUCGAGCAAUGACGGCUCAGCUCGAGGCGGCUAUUUCUACAAGUAUACGACUUCUUCCAAGAAAUGGGCGCGGAUCAGCAUCUUUGCCUACAGAACAGGCUACUCGGUGUAUCCUGAUGAUAUCCAGUUUUCUUCCGAUGGCGAUGUUCAUCUCCAGUGGGAAUGGGCCAAGUUCCCCGCCUCUGGGGUCCGCCAUGAGGGAAGCUAUGUGCGUUAUACGCCUUCGUCAGACAAGUAUCGAUCCGCCUCUGGAGCAACAGUCACCUUGCCCAUCACUCAGGAGACCAAGGACAUCGUCUUCCAGCCCCUCACAUCUGGCGAGACCUACGACGGAGACACCGGUGCCACGCCUGUCCCGGCGUUCCAAAGCGCAAAGCUUGCUCUCUAUGAGGGCGCAGCUGGCGAGGUUCACAUCAACAUUGCAUACCGUUUCGCCCCCAAGUCCUAUCAGGGAUGGCAGGUCCACCGCGCGAGAGCAACCUUUGGCACGGCGAACCCUUGGGCUCGCGAGUUGGUCUUCUCGGGGGAGAAUACAAGCGCCGCCAUCGGCAUAACGCACGACGGGACAACCGUUCGCAUCUACUAUUGUGUCUCCGGUGGUAGUACUUGGAUUCUUGAGAAGACUGGCAGUGCCGGGUGGACCAACAACGAGCUCAAGGCAGUGACGGGCAAGGGGGUUCAGCGCCUGCAGGCCAUGAUGAGAUCUGAUGGCACAGAUCUUUUGUAUCUUGGUGCGCCCAAGAACGUGGACGCGACGACAGGGAGCUUGUAUUUUAUGACUGUGGGGGGCCGUUGA
Fusarium keratoplasticum is the source of this 1311-nucleotide messenger RNA. RefSeq lists its product as uncharacterized. NCBI's taxonomy places the organism in Eukaryota, Fungi, Ascomycota, Sordariomycetes, Hypocreales, Nectriaceae. The record is from RefSeq and is a predicted model, not a curated record. The transcript has a single exon. The coding region runs from base 1 to 1311 and encodes 436 amino acids.